Molecule: messenger RNA, 2657 nt
Organism: Betta splendens (Siamese fighting fish)
Lineage: Eukaryota; Metazoa; Chordata; Actinopteri; Anabantiformes; Osphronemidae
Gene: nog2
Product: noggin 2
Exons: 1
Coding region: 1306-1944 (212 amino acids)
Biological process (GO): osteoblast differentiation; negative regulation of cell differentiation; dorsal/ventral pattern formation
Source: RefSeq, a predicted model, not a curated record
AGGCCUCUCUGACACUUUGUGCCGUCUGAGGGGGAUAUUUAACUUGGGACUGAGCACCGCUCGCUACAGACACACUCACACACAGUGUGCCUAAGCAAAGAAACUCUCCAGCGCCAAGUCUCGCAGACUCCUGAAGUAGGAGCGACUCAGUGGGAGCCUCUGUAGCAGUUAUCAAAGGAGAAGAGACGCUCCCUCGGGAACGGACCGCUUGCAGCGACUGGGGGCAAAAAGGGGGCUGCAGGUUGCGGACGCUCUCGCGAUGCGGCGACAGAUGGAUCUGGAGCGUUUCUGAGAGGAUUCGACGGUCCCGCGGUGACAUGAGCCCCGAACUAACGGCGGUCACUGGCUCCGUGCAGUUUGCACUUUAAAUGCACUGCGUUUGCUGCAAGUCGGCGUCCGGCGUCCGCUGUCACGUGUGCAGUGAGUAGUUCUGUGGGAAUAUUACCGCCUGAAAAGGACACUGUGGACAGAUAAGUGGGAGUUAUUUCAUGAGUCGGUGCCAGAGCCCGUUGCGACGCCUCGUCUCCAGGUCGUGAAGAUUUUCAGGAAGGUGCACAAGUCCACGGCUGGAAUACCGCAAGGAACUGCCCGCGCGCACUUUUUUGCCCCCCCCCCCCCCCCCCUCCUCUCUCUCUCUCUCAGUGCGCGGAUCGUGCGCCCCGGGGACCUUGACAAACCCGCGAGCGCGAAGCGACGUCCAGAGACGCCACGUUUAUAAAAGCCGUGCGUAAAAAUAACAUUGGCCGCCGCAGCCCCCUCGUCGCCGGGCGCGUGACAUUUAAAACGCGGCGGAGCCCUCUUUUGUGCGCCCUUCCCACUCGGGACGCGCCGGAUCUAUUCUGUCUUUGCAGAACCCACUUCAUUCCAUGCUGCUCGCGCCUCGGCCGCUGUCACCCAGCGCAGACAGUUCGUCGUGGCUUCGAGUCUCCGGAGUAACCAUGACAACCGAAAGAAACCCAAAGUGAAUCCGAGGGAGCGGGGAGAGGCCGGAGAGAGCGUGAAUAGAGUUUUCUCCACUUUGUUUUGUGCCACAUUUUUUUUUUUUUUUUGCUGUGCGUGUUGUUGUUGUUUAGACUAAACACUCGCAACAGCGGGGAAGUUGCAGAGUCGAAGGAGCUCCAAAAAAGCAAAGCGCUCCGCUUCAUGUCAUUCAAACCCGACGCGGUCUAUUAAAAGUAUCGCCUCGCUGCUGGCGGAACCUCUACUAUUUAUGAAGCCCCGGGUCGGUCGCUGCAGAGAACACAGUGACCGGGAACAGAACUGAGUAUCCACCACGCGAGCAGAUCCGGCGAGUGCAGAGGAAUAAUGGGCUUCUCGAAGACGCUGCUCGUCUACGUGCUGCUGUGCGUCCACAUCGGACUUUCCCAGCAUUUCCUCCGUCUCCGUCCAUCGCCCAGCGACACCCUCCCCGUGCCAGACCUAAUAGAGGACCCCGACCCAGAGUACGACCCCCGGGAGCAGGACCUGGUCGAGAGGACGCUGAAGAAGAAGCUCGGCAGCAACUUCGACGCCAACUUCAUGUCCGUCAGCGCGCCCGCGCCGGUGAACGUCACGGCGUCGGACGCCCAGGUGAAGCUGCAGGGGCCCAUGCCCAACGAGAUCAGGAGGCUGGACCUGACAGAGACCCCCUAUGGGAAGAAGGUGAAAGUGGGCAAGAAAGCCCGUAGGAAAUUCCUGCAGUGGCUGUGGACCUAUACGCACUGCCCGGUCGUGUACACGUGGAAGGAUUUAGGCGUGAGGUUCUGGCCACGUUACAUCAAGGAGGGCAACUGUUUCUCCGAGCGCUCGUGCUCUUUCCCCGAGGGCAUGUCGUGCAAACCCGUCAAGUCGAUCAGCAAGGUGUUCCUGCGGUGGUACUGCCAAGGCUUCGUACGGCAGAAACGGUACUGCACGUGGAUACCGGUACAAUACCCGAUCAUCUCAGAGUGCAAGUGCUCGUGCUGAGUCUCUCUAAGGAAGUAGUGGUGGUGAAGGGGGGAGUGGACUGGAAAUACGGUUUCUAUUGCACUGUUAACUCUCUACAGAGGUGGGCACCAUAGCAAAUCUAUUUUUUUAUAUAGCAUUUUAAGUGAAAUACCAACAUUGUACAUAUUUAAGAAAAAAUGCAGCUAUUUUUUUCUAAUUGAACCAGGACCAUAUUUUAUUCUCAGCCCCGAAACGCUGUUUUUGGGAGAACACGAGCACUUCAGAGAGAAGAGCUUUUUGAUAUUUUUAUGAGACAUUGAGGAUGACAUUGAAGAUGGAUUGCAUAUGCUACACUUCUCCAAGAGGUGAACUGUUUUUAUCAACUGAACAUUGAUGCUGACUGUUAUUUCACUGCAAUGCUGCCUAGAGUUUUUGUAUAAUAUUAAUAUCAAUAAUAAUUAAAUUGUAAAAAAAAAAGUUGAGGUUAAAGAUAUAUAUAAAGGCGUGAACUCAGCUUUUUUGGAAUACAUAGUAUUGUAGAAAUAAACAAAUCUGUACGUUUUAUUUAUUAUUUUAACGGUUGUGAGUAUAGAGCAUAAGGAAAGAGAAUAGCAGAGUAUACCAGAUAAAAUAUGGGAGAUGUCUACUUGAAUAUUUCUAAAAAUGAGAAAAAAAUAAACAAAAAAGUAAAACAUAUCAGUGUACAUGUUAUGGUUACACGUUUUAGCAAUAAAAUCUAUCUUUUCAACAUG